Brenthis ino (lesser marbled fritillary) is the source of this 1032-nucleotide messenger RNA. The record is from the annotation of a GenBank genome assembly. NCBI's taxonomy places the organism in Eukaryota, Metazoa, Arthropoda, Insecta, Lepidoptera, Nymphalidae.
AUGGCCAAAGAUUUGCCAAAAACAAUGAAGGCUGUGGGCUUGUAUAAAUAUUUACCAAUAACUGAUCCAAGUAGCCUAUUGGAUUUGGAAGUGAGCUUACCAAAACUACAGAAAAAUGAAGUCUUAGUAGAAGUAAAAGCUAUAGCAGUUAAUCCCAUUGAUACGAAACAACGGGCACCAAAGCCAAAUAUAGAAAGAUCACCCAGAAUUCUAGGAUGGGAUGGUGCUGGGAUUGUUGUAGAUAAAGGUGAAAAUGCAAAAAUAUUUGAAGUUGAUGAUCAAGUUUUCUUCACUGGUGACUUAAGGAAAAAUGGCUGUAAUGCACAAUAUGUUGCCCUUGAUGAGACAUUAGUGGGUCCAAAACCAAAGAAUUUGUCAUUUGAACAAGCUGCAGCUAUGCCUUUGACUUCUGUUACAGCUUAUGAAUCUUUAUAUGAGCGCUUGCAGUUAUCCAGAAAUGAUUCUGGUAAAUCAUUAUUAAUAAUUAAUAGUGCUGGUGGGGUGGGUUCCGUGGCUUCACAGUUAGCAAAAAACCUGGGUUUGACAGUUAUUGGUACUGCUUCAAGGAAAGAAACUAUAGAUUUUUCCCGUGAGCAUGGAGCAAGUAUAAUUCUUAAUCAUUCUGAAGAUCUAAUACCACAACUUGAAGCUAAUGGCUAUGGAAAUGGUGUAGAUUAUAUAUUAGUAAAUUAUGAUCCAUACCCCUAUUGGGAUAUCUUAAUGAAGGCAAUUAAACCUCAAGGAAAAAUUUGCUUAAUAGUAGAUAGUAGCGGGUUGGUUGAUUUAAGGCCAUUAAAGGACAAGAGUAUCACUUUAGUCUCUGAGUCAAUGACUACCAAAAUCAAAUAUGAUACUGAGGAUAAAUACAAACAUCAUGAAAUGUUAAAAGAAGUCUCAAAAUUGCUGGAAAAUGGUCAACUGAAAUGUACUUUAAAGAAAGUUCUUACACCGAUAAAUGCUGUUAACCUGAGAGAAACACAUAAACUUAUAGAAAAUAAACACACAAUUGGAAAAGUGGUUUUGGCAGGUUUU